GAUCUUUAGUUGAGGAGAUAACUGUUAAAAUUAUCCUGGAGUGCUAUAUGAACGGGAAAUCUUCGUCACAUCCUCACAUUCUUCUCUCUUGCAUUCUUCUCUUGGCAUUGGCAUCAUGGGUUGGAAAUCUUGGGUAUUUGCAAUUGUUGUUGUAAUUACUGUCACAGCACUGAGAUGUGAAGCUGCUGAAAGUUAUGUGUGUGAUCCAGUGAAAUUUGCUAAGAUGGGUAAGGAUAUCAAUCAAUAUACAUUCUGUGAUUCAACAUUGGGAUUCGAGGAGCGAGCAAGAGACCUGGUGAGUCACAUGACUUUGUCAGAGAAAGUUGGACAAAUGGGCAGCAGUUCAACUGGUGUGCCCAGGUUUGGACUACCCAAGUAUGAAUGGUGGUCCGAGGCAUUGCACGGUGUUUCGAACACAGGACCUGGUGUUGUGUUUGACAAGAACAUCCCUGGUGCCACUAGUUUUCCUCUUGUCAUUCUCACUGCAGCUUCCUUUAAUGAAACUCUUUGGAGAGUAAUAGGAGAGGCUGUGUCAACUGAAGCAAGGGGCAUGCACAAUUCAGGAACUGGAGGGCUAACCUAUUGGAGUCCCAAUAUAAAUCUUCUAAGAGAUCCUCGAUGGGGUCGAGCCCAAGAAACUCCAGGAGAGGAUCCCCUUGUGGUUAGCAGAUAUGGUGUCAACUAUGUUAGAGGUUUGCAAGAUACUGGCAAUAUCUCCUCAAACAUGCUUAAGGUUGCUGCCUGCUGCAAACAUUAUACUGCCUAUGAUCUUGAUGCAUGGAAAAAUUUUGACCGUUUCCAUUUUGAUGCACAGGUGACCCAACAGGAUAUGUUGGAUACAUUUCAACCACCAUUUGAGGCUUGUGUAAAGCAGGGUGCUGCUAGUAGUGCCAUGUGUUCCUUCAAUAAGAUCAAUGGUAUUCCUUCUUGUGCAGAUCCCCAACUCUUGAAAGACACCAUCAGGGGUGAAUGGAAACUCAAUGGAUAUAUUGCUGCAGAUUGUGAUUCUAUACAAGUAUUAUUAGAAAAGCACCUAUAUGUUCAAACUCCUGAGGAUGCAGUAGCAUAUGUGCUAAGAUCAGGGUUGGAUUUAGACUGUGGUGAUUACUAUACAAAAUAUUUAGUGCCUGCAGUUGUAAAAGGAAAGGUGAAAGAAUCAGAUAUAGACAGAUCUCUUGUAUACACCUAUACCACUUUAAUGAGGCUAGGUUUCUUUGAUGGAAGUCAAGAGUAUGGAAACCUUGGGGCUAAGGACUUGUGUACACCUGAGCAUCAAGAGCUUGCAGUGGAAGCAGCUAGAGAAGGUAUUGUGCUUCUUAAGAAUGAUGGAUCAUUGCCCUUGUCCACCUCCAACAUAACAAGGUUGGCGGUUAUUGGACCCAAUGCAAAUGCCACCACAGCUAUGAUAGGCAACUAUGCAGGUAUUCCUUGUAAAUAUACAUCUCCUAUUGAUGGUUUGGAGAACUAUGUCAAGGUAGACUACAAACCUGGUUGUUAUGAUGUUGCUUGUGAAGAUACUAGUUUAGUAGUUUCAGCAGUGAAGGCUUCAAGGAAAGCAGAUGCUACUGUGUUGGUGGUGGGUUACAAUCUAACCUUUGAGGCUGAAGGACAUGAUAGACAAGACCUCCUCUUACCUGGGAAUCAAGAGCAACUUGUGUCUCAAGUUGCAGCUGCUUCUAAGGGCCCUGUUAUACUUGUUGUCAUGACAGGCAGUGCUGUUGAUAUUUCUUUUGCACAAAGCUUAGACAAAAUAGCAGGAAUCCUAUGGGUGGGAUAUCCUGGCCAAGGAGGUGGUGAUGCCAUUGCUCAACUCAUUUUUGGAAUGCACAAUCCAGGCGGUCGUCUUCCAAUGACUUGGUAUCCUAAUGAGUAUGCGGAAAAAGUGAGUAUGACAGAUAUGCACAUGAGAGCAAAUCCAGUAAUAGAAUAUCCAGGCAGAACUUACAGAUUUCACACAGGAGACACAUUGUACCCAUUUGGCUAUGGGCUCAGUUACACUACCUUUGAAUAUACCAUCAAAUCUCAUUCUUCCCAACUCCUCAAAUUGCACUUGCCUAAAAAUCAGAAAUGCUACACAUUAUUCCAAUCCUUAGGUGAACCCAUUUCCAAGUGCCCUUCAAUUCGCUUAGAGGAUGAAUCUUCUAAGAAAUUAUGUAAGGAUUUCGAAUAUGAAGUACAAGUUGAAGUAAAGAACAAUGGAACCAAAGAUGGUAGUGAAGUGGUAUUGCUAUACGGUGUGCCUCCAUCUGGAUUGGGUGGAGCUCCUAUGAAACAACUGGUAGCAUUCCAAAGGCUGUUUUUAUUGGCUGGAAGCAGUGAAAUUGUUACAAUGAAGAUCAAUGUUUGUGACAGCUUGGGUCUAGUAGACAAUGCAGGUUAUAAGAUAUUGCCAGCAGGAACACAGACUUUAAUCAUUGGAGAUGAUUCUACUAAUUCUAUUUCUCUCAUCACUUCUUUCCUCCCUUUUUCUUCUUCUAAUGUUGUAUAAUUCAUUCCAUUCUAUUCAUCUUAUUAGCUCUUUCCUCCUUGCUUCUUCGAAUGUUGUACAGUUCAUUCCAUUCAUGAACUGAUCAGAAAUAAAAAGAAAAAUAAAGAGAGACAUAAUUCUGUUCGACUUUUACUGAAAUACAAAUAAGAAGAAGAAAUGAUAAACCAUGUUCUUUUUCCAUUUUUUAUUUUGUU
Cryptomeria japonica (Japanese cedar) is the source of this 2682-nucleotide messenger RNA. Its product is annotated as probable beta-D-xylosidase 5. Gene Ontology annotation, molecular function: alpha-L-arabinofuranosidase activity; xylan 1,4-beta-xylosidase activity. Bases 116 to 2488 code for a protein of 790 amino acids. Gene Ontology annotation, biological process: arabinan catabolic process; xylan catabolic process. NCBI's taxonomy places the organism in Eukaryota, Viridiplantae, Streptophyta, Pinopsida, Cupressales, Cupressaceae. The record is from RefSeq and is a predicted model, not a curated record. The transcript is spliced from 8 exons. Gene Ontology annotation, cellular component: plant-type cell wall.